AAUUGAAAACAUGGAGCAAUUGCAGAAAUGAAAUUAUAGCAACAGCUAAAAGAUACAUUUUUUUACGUUUAUUAUGUACUUAAUGAUAAUACUUGUCAAUCCCAUUCCCUCCUCCCCCACACUAAAAAUUGCAACUCGUCAAAACAAAAUCUAGCACACUGUUUAUGGCUGAACUCUGCAAAAACUGUAGGAUAAAAAGAGAAUAAGCGAUGCGGGAUGUUCAUAGGUCAUGCAAGGCAGCUUCUGCCUAAGCCUUGUUCAACUUUUUGUGUUCUCUUCAUAGAUUUGCGAAUUAUGGCGGAGGAUUUAAAAUCUUUUCUGGUGGAAUAUGCUCCACAGGGUCGUGCGAAGUGCAAAGGCUGCAAAGAGCAAAUCGAGAAAAGCUCUGCUCGGAUCGCUAAACUCGCCCCGAACCCCUUUAGCGAGGAUGGGGGACUCAUGAAGCAAUGGUAUCAUGUGAAAUGCAUCUUUGACUCGUUCAGUAGAGCAAGGGCGACGACCAAGAAGAUAGAAGAUGCCGAGGAUUUAGAUGGGUUUGUUGACAUGAAGCAAGAUGAUCAAAAUACCAUCAAGCAAUUAAUAUCUGGUUUGUCUGGGAAGAAAGUGUCACCAGGGAAGAAAGCCAGUCAAAAACCCACAUCAAGCCCUGGACAGAAGAAGGUCCAGGGGACAUUGACUUUCAGUCCAACCAACACAUCUGUAAGACCUUUGAUGACAGUUGCUGGCAGCUCUAAAGCUGACAAUCUAAGUGCCUCGAAGGCUGGUGCUGAAUCAAGUAAAGAUGAUGCUUUCCGUGAGUUUAGAAAGCUUUGUGUGCAACUGGCAGAGGAGCCAAGUUAUAAUGCCAAGACAAGACUUGUGGCAAACCUGCUGAAAAAGGGGCCUUCUGGAAGUGGUUUUCAAGGAGACACUACACUCUGGGUAAAGAUGUUGCUGCCUGCAAUCAACAAAAGAGUUUAUAACCUGCAGAGCAAGCAGCUGGUGAAACUUUUUAGUCAGAUAUUUUGUUGCAACUAUGAUGACAUGGUUACUCAUUUAGAAGAGGGGGGUGAUGUGUCAGAAACUAUUAGUAAUUUCUUCACAAAUAGUAUAAUCUGCAAGCCAGCCAAGAAAAGCAACCUAACCCUUCAGCAGGUUGACUCGUUUUUGGACAGAUUAAAGUUGUUGACCAAAGAAGAUGAUCAACAGCGAGAGCUUUGCAGCAUUACUCAGCGCUGUACCUCUAAUGACCUUAAGUACAUCAUCAGGCUUAUCAAACACGAUCUACGGAUGAAUGCUGGUGCCAAACAUGUUCUUGAAGCCAUUGACCCUGAUGCCUACAAAGCAUUUCAAGCAUCAAAUGACCUUGAAGAUGUUGUGAAGAGAUGCUUGGAAAAACACGCAAGUUCUGGCAAUGAUAGGGUUCCUGGAAUGUCCAAGAAAUUGAGCAUUCGAGCAUCCUUGAUGACCCCUGUCAAACCCAUGCUGGCUGAAGCCUGCAAGACAUUCUCUUAUGCAAUAAAAAAGUGCCCAAAAGGAAUGCUUGCAGAGAUCAAGUAUGACGGUGAACGAGUACAGGUGCAUAAGAGUGGAAGUAAGUUUGAAUUUUUCAGCCGAAGCUUGAAGCCUGUUCUUCCACAUAAGGUUUCAGCAUUCAGGGACUUUCUUCCCAAGGCUUGUCCCCAUGGCAACAAUCUCAUUCUGGACUGUGAGGUUCUGCUAGUUGAUAACAAAACAAGUUUGCCUCUUCCUUUUGGAACUCUCGGAAUCCACAAAAAAUCUGCAUUCAAGGACGCUAAUGUCUGCCUCUUUAUCUUUGACUGCUUGCAAUUCAACGAGGAAAACGUGAUGAGAAAAUCAAUGACAGAGAGACGAAAAAUCCUGGAGGAAAACGUGACAGUGAUUCCGAAUCGAAUCAUGCUGUCAGAGACUACCUUCGUUAAGGACGAGAAGAAGUUGUCCCAACUGAUGGCACGAGCUAUGCGUGAUGGUCUAGAGGGUCUUGUGUUAAAAGAUGUAACGGGUCAGUACGAGCCUGGAAAAAGACAUUGGUUGAAGAUGAAAAAAGACUACCUUGAAGAAGGAUCCAUGGCUGAUACCGCUGACCUGGUGGUAUUGGGGGCGUAUUACGGUACAGGCAACAAAGGAGGUCUGAUGUCCGUUUUCUUGAUGGGCGUGUUCAACCCCCGUAUCAAAAAAUGGUGCACUGUUGCCAAGUGUGGAAACGGCCACGACGACAAGACUCUCGAUAAGCUGAACCGUGAACUGAAGGUCAAGAAGAUCAGCAAGGAUCCUAAUAGAGUUCCCGUGUGGCUUGAGGUUCACCGGAGUCUUAUUCCAGAUUUUGUCGUUGACGAUCCUAAGAAAGCGCCUGUAUGGGAGAUUACUGGUGCCGAGUUCAGUAAAUCCACCACGCACACCGCCGACGGAAUAUCGAUCCGAUUCCCGAGGGUCACUCGGAUCCGAGACGACAAAGACUGGGAAACAGCAACUGAUCUAGACCUCCUGAAGACACUGUUCAAGAACUCACGUGGAUUUACAGACGUCUCUACGUUAAUGAAGUAUAACACGAAAAACGAAGACGAACCCAUGGAUAGCGAUGAGACGGUUGAUAAUGAUGACGUAACUGAGCGAAAAUCUAGCGCUAAAAGAAAAGCCAAUCAAAUUGAAAAUGAUAAAGACGAGGCAAGCGACAGAAAGAAAAAAGUGUGCAUGUAUGGCUCUAAAUGCUACCAGACAAAUCCCGACCACAUGAAGAAUUUCCUUCACCCUGAGAGACACACAAAAAGUACCGAUAGCGACCGCUCCGCUGACGACAACACAACGUCAAAUGAGUUGCCCAAUGUUUUUAGUGGCCUUCAGGUCUACGUCCCUGAUACCAUCAAAGACUUUAACAAGCUGAGGAGAUACAUCAUCGCAUAUGACGGCGAUGUCGUGACAGACAAAAGCACGGCAACACACAUCAUCGCCAACUCAAAGGAAGAAAAUAACGAGGACGCUGUUGUGUUGUCAGCCGAGUGGGCCUGGGCUAGUAUAAAGAAGGGUCGGCUUUUGCCCGUUAAGAAAUUUAGACUUUGACAGUUUGCUUGUUUACGCAUAUUUACACUAAAUACCUGAAUUCUUCUUGGUUAGGAAUUGGGUGGCUGGAUAUUUAUCCUUAAAUUCUUGAAUUCUUCUUGGCUGGGAAGGGGGGGGGGGGAGGGGGUUCACGAAUCUCGAAUUAUGCUAACCAUCUUGCAGGUGGUGGAUAAUUUAUUCACCCCGGGGAAAUGAUAUACACUGGCGCUCCCGCGGGCAUGCGGAGUGGCAAAAAAUAUCCCGCUUCCCGCGGGACCACACGUCUAAUUCCAGGCGGCGCCCCAUUAUCCCAUUGGUAGAGUUUUCGGCGACAAAACAGACCAUCCGCCAUCUGAAAGUAAGCGAGCACAAAUUCAUGCAAGAUUUAUAAUUAAACAGCGCCUUUCAGUUUAGAAGCGGCCUAGUAAGUUAGUCAGGAUUUUAGAUGUCGUUUAAAGCUUUCUUAAAGAAACUUAGCACUGUUUGUGAAAAGCUCUUAAAGUAAGAGCGAGCUUGUGUAAACACACGUGCAAAUAAUUGCUAAAAGUGAUAACUGGUAUAAGUGGAAUUACUUGCAGAUACAAUAAUUAGAGUCUGUUUUCAUAAACCCGUCUGACAAAGUUUUUUUUUUUUUUUUUUUUGGUUUUGCGAGUAUAUGAAAUCUAAUCAACAAAUUCUAUCUGUUACGGCUCUGCCGGGUGCGUAUCCGUAGAAAGCUGACGGUGGGUCGUGCUCAGCCAGUGGGCAGAAUGUUCCGUCCCUGCAAGACCUGCAAAAAUGUAUUAAAUAUUAACAGUUAUAUUUAUAAGUGACUUUUAGUACAGGCAAAAUUGAAUCUAAUUACUCAACUCAAUAUAACUCAAAGCGGCCGCUGUGUACAGAAACAAUGAAAUGAAUGAAUAUAUUAUUUAUUCGUAUAUGAAAACGGUUAAGAUUGGUUCGCCUAUCUCACAAGCUCAUAGGCAUCCUAUGCUACCUCCCCGACACUCUUCCUAUGUAUCUAUCAUGUCGACAGGGAAUGGCUAUUUUGUGCUUCGUAAUGAAGCAGUCUCUUAUUUUAAUUUUGACCAAUACGGCGUUUAAUUGUGACUUUUCAUAUGCAUUUUUAAGCAUCAAACGCCAUGUCACCGAUUGUUGUGUUGUUGUGCAAACUCUUCCCAUAACAUUCCCUCUCCGAACCUUUGACCCCUUGAAAACUUUUGUAACCCUUAAAAUUUUUUAUAACCGGGCACUUAAAGUCGGUAAUCGUUCGUCGAAAACCCCAUCAGCUUGUGGACUAGCCGUUGGACAGUAAAAGGCAAUAAAGAUUAUGCAAAAAAAA
Messenger RNA from Nematostella vectensis (starlet sea anemone), 4357 nucleotides. Its product is annotated as DNA ligase 3. Gene Ontology annotation, biological process: double-strand break repair via alternative nonhomologous end joining; mitochondrial DNA repair; DNA recombination. The record is from RefSeq and is a predicted model, not a curated record. NCBI's taxonomy places the organism in Eukaryota, Metazoa, Cnidaria, Anthozoa, Actiniaria, Edwardsiidae. Gene Ontology annotation, molecular function: DNA binding; DNA ligase (ATP) activity; ATP binding. The coding region runs from base 217 to 3057 and encodes 946 amino acids. The transcript is spliced from 27 exons. Gene Ontology annotation, cellular component: DNA ligase III-XRCC1 complex.